UGUAGACUUUUGCUAAAGUGUAAGACUAAAAAGGCUAAAAAGGCCAACAUCAACAAGGUAUAUUAUUUUUUUAGAGGAAAACAUGUUCUGACUUCCUCUUUUUAUAUCUUCUCCAGUUCUCGCAAACUCAAACAAACAAAUCAUUUGUUUGUUCUGGACCGACAGCAUACUGAAAAUAAGCCUAUCCUACUAAGGCUUCGUUGUAUUUCAAAUCACAGCAAAAUUUUCCUGGACACAAUUUGUGAUGCUAAGUUGGUGGAAAUUACAUCUGAUCUGAUUGGUCCAUCAGUGCGUUACAUAAAUCAAGAGAAAGUCAACUUGAAACCACCAGAAAGUAGUACCUCAGUUAUCAGAUGGCAUCAGGAUUGGGCAUUUUUCCCCUAUACAAAUGAUAGUCUGGUCACUGUUUGCAUAGCCAUUGAUGACUCUACCAAGGAGAAUGGAUGCCUUCAAGUUAUCCCGCGUUCACAUAAAGGUCCCCUAUACUCACACUUCCAAGACAAUGCAUUUAUAUCUGCUAUAACAGACCCUGCCUUAGACUCUAACUCUGCAGUCCAUGUUGAAGUUCCUGCAGGUGGGGUGUCCUUUCAUCAUGGCUUCACAGUCCAUGGUUCUUCUGCCAACAUGUCUAGACAUUAUCGCCGUAUGCUUUGUUUUAACUACAGCUCAGCAGACAAUUGGCCUCUUAUUGGUGUUGGAGGGCAUGAGUUUACUAACCAUGGUCCAGUAGACUGGGAAAGAUACUGUUCCACUGUGGUUAAAGGCAAACCCAGUUUAUUUCCUCGCAUGCAAGCACUGCCUGUCUCUAUUCCCAUUCCUUUUGAUUCUGGUUAUGACAUUUAUGAACAUAGUAAAUCUAGUGAUGUAAGUGAUCCUGAAAAGUGGGAAGCAUGAAUUUCAAGUGCAGGGGUGUCCCAAAAGA
This is a messenger RNA of Pocillopora damicornis (cauliflower coral), 922 nucleotides long. RefSeq lists its product as uncharacterized. The record is from RefSeq and is a predicted model, not a curated record. NCBI's taxonomy places the organism in Eukaryota, Metazoa, Cnidaria, Anthozoa, Scleractinia, Pocilloporidae.